This is a messenger RNA of Scheffersomyces amazonensis, 1724 nucleotides long. RefSeq lists its product as uncharacterized. The record is from RefSeq and is a predicted model, not a curated record. Gene Ontology annotation, molecular function: protein binding. NCBI's taxonomy places the organism in Eukaryota, Fungi, Ascomycota, Pichiomycetes, Serinales, Debaryomycetaceae. The coding region runs from base 119 to 1681 and encodes 520 amino acids. The transcript has a single exon.
UUUAUUACUAGUAGUGUAAAUUGUGAGUGCGACAUCGAAAAUUUGCAAUGUUUUGAUUUCGAUAUGUAAUAUGAUCUAUCAUAAUAUAGAUUUCUAGAUAAGGAAGUAAGGAAGGAUCAUGAAGUCUCAGAUCCUAACUGAAAGGCAACAGGAUGAAUUAAAUAAAGCCAUUGUUCAAUAUCUAUCGAACACAUUAAAUGGAGAAUCAAUCAUUAUUGAAAAUAUAUCUAAUCUAUUACAAGUACAAAAUAUUGAUGGAGUAGUACCGAACUAUUUAGAAAAGAAAUGGUCAACUGUAAUACGAUUACAAAAGAAGAUAAUGGAUCUUGAAACAGAAGUAGGCAAUCUUCGAACUAUUGUGGAUUCUCACCAAAAUAAUUCUAACGAUAAUUCUAAUUCUAAUGGAAUAUUUAAAAGAAAUAGAAUAAAUUGGUUACCAAUAAGUAAUAGUACAACAUUUAAUACUCAAUCAAAUCAAUUAAUACUAUGUACAAAAUUUCAUCCAACAUUACCUAUUGUAUUUGCCGGUAGUUCAGAUGGUUCAUUAAUUGUAUGGAAUAUUGUUAAUGAUGAAAAUACUAUUCCUGAAAAGAUUAUUAAAGCUCAUGCCAGAGGUAUAAAUAAACUCGCAUGGUCUAAUAAUCCAAUAGAUUUAUCAUCAUCAUCAACUUCAUCAUUAGAAUCAAAAUUUUAUAUACUUGCAUCAUGUUCAGCAGAUUUAACCAUUAAAAUUUGGAAUGGAUCAACUUAUCGACAUAUUAGAACUUUAACAGGUCAUGAACAUACAGUUUCUUCAGUUAUAUUUUCACCUACAAAUUCAACAAUAUUAUAUUCAGUAUCUCGAGAUAAAACAGUUAAAGUUUGGAAUCUUUUAGAUGGAUAUUGUUUAAGAAGUUUUGUAGGUCAUAGUGAUUGGGUUAGAGAUAUUGAUAUUGCCAAUAUUAAUUCAACUAUUAUGUUAUCAAAUAUUCAACAAUCAAAUAAAUUAGGUGAUUUUAUAUUAACAUGUUCAAAUGAUCAAUCAAUAAGAUUAUCUCAUGCAGAUACUGGUACAGCUUUAGCAUUUAUAGUGGCACAUACUCAUGUAGUUGAAACAGUCAAAUUUCUUCCAUUAACAUCUAAUUUUAUAUUAGAUAAAUAUUUAAAUAACUAUAUAUCUGAAUUCCCUAAUAUCCCAUCAGAUUUGAUAAAUAAUAUAUCAUAUACAGAUAUUUUAGGAUUUAAAUAUUGUAUAUCUGGUGGUAGAGAUAAUUUAGUUAAAUUAUUUUUAUUACCACCUCCUACAUUAACUUAUGAUAAACCACCAUCACCAACAAAAUAUAAUAAUGGUAUGGGUUUUGAAAUCGCAUCUAUGAUUGGUCAUACAGCUUGGGUAAAAGCUUUAGCUAUACAUCCUAAUGGAAAAUAUAUAUUUAGUGCUAGUGAAGAUAAAACCAUUAGAAUUUGGGAUUUAAAUACUUUGAAUACUGAAAAGAAUAUUAAAUGUAUAAGGAUAUUAACUGGACAUGAAGGAUUCAUAAAUAGUAUUGAUUUUGCAAAGUAUAGUUUAGAAACAAUUGAUACUAGUAAGAUUGCCAAUGAACAAGAAUUAUAUGAUACAUUAUUAAAACAAAUUGAAUCAAAGAUGAAAUGCUUAUUUAUUAGUGGAGGUACUGAUAAUUCAGUUAGAUUGUGGAAUUGAUAAUGAUGAAUGAUGAUAAUAAUAAUAUUAUGACUAUAUAGAU